This is a messenger RNA of Schistosoma spindalis, 2643 nucleotides long. NCBI's taxonomy places the organism in Eukaryota, Metazoa, Platyhelminthes, Trematoda, Strigeidida, Schistosomatidae. The record is from the annotation of a GenBank genome assembly.
AUGAUUAAGACAGCUCAUAGCGUUUCCAAUUUACGUUCUAAUUUGGAAUUGAGUCCAUGUGUUAUUAAACGUACACAAAGUUCUCAUUUCGUGCAGAUACUUGACGAAUCUAUGUGUGUUGUUCGUGAAGAUCUCACGGAAUGGUUACAACACUAUUUAUUUUCAACUGCUAACGCAUGUCCCAUAGAAGCACAUUAUCUACUUUGUCGUUUAGCAUCAGGUUAUCAAAUUGCAUUAAAGUCGAAAUCAACACAUAAUAAUAAUAAUAAUAAUAAUAAUAAUAAUAAUAAUAAUAAUAAUAAUAAUAAUAAUAAUAAUAAUAAUGGUCGUUCAUAUGAAUUUCUUAGAGGUGCAGUAUCCAAUCGUGACUUAAAAAAUCUUACUCCAGUUUCAUUACCAUCAUUCCCCUCCACAUUAACUGAUUGUGCUAAACUACCACUUGGUCCGUCAGAUCUCUGUUCCUUUUCAUCAGAACCUACUACUUAUAAACGUAAUUCAAAUAUGUCAAAUUGUGAAAUGGAUUUUCCUAAAGAAAAUGUCUCAGUGAAAUCUCGAGUUGCUGAUCGUUGGAUAGCUCGUGAUAAUGUUAGUGCGUUUAUUAAAUGGUGCAAAGAUUUGGGUGUACCAGAAACAAUAUUAUUUGAAACAAAUGGAUUAGUGAAUAAGACUGAAGAGAAAAAUGUUUUGCUUACCCUAAUGGAGGUUGCACGUAUUGCAAGUCGUUACGGUCUCACUGAUCUUCCGUACUUAGUUCGUAUGGAACGUGAAAUUGACGAGUUGGAAGCAAAACAUUCACAAAAUCAAAGUGAAAUAAAUCAUUUAUAUCAUGGUAACAAUAAUAAUACAAAUCAUUUUACUACUCAUGCGGUGAUUAAUUUGGAAAGAAUUGAUAAUGAAAAAAUGGAUAAUUGUAAAUCUACUUCUAACUUAGAAAUAACCGUAAAUAAACGAAAGGCAAAAUCUCAGAAAUCUUCCAACUUCAACACAAUUUCUAAUGAUAAUCACACGAAUAAAAAUUCUAAUAAUUUUAAUGCAAUUCUAAUUGAUUCACAUUCUACAAGUCAAUUUAUGAACAAUAAGAAUAGUAAUAAUUCUGUACAAACAUCUACUGAUAAUCAAGAUAUUUCUUGUGAUUGUAGUGUAUCAUUGUUAUCAAAUCAUUCUUCACGAAAUGAUACUUCAACUAAUAAUACUACUACGAUGUAUACUAAUUCACAUUCAGUGAAUAUACACAAUGUAUAUAAUAAGAAUCAAUGUGAUCUUUGUCGAAAUGGUUCUUCUCAAGUUGAUAAUCCGAUUAGUAAUAAUCAGAACUCUACCUGUCAUCAUCACGCAGUAUUUGAAAUAAAGAAUUCAGACAAUUCAAAUUCUGCUAAACGUUCAAGAGCUUUAAAUGGCUCUCUUAUAUCUUUAGAAGAUAAUAACGAUGGUCUGAGCAAGGUAGUUACAGAUCAAUUUGUACAACAACAAGUGAAUAGAAAGUUGGCCCAAUGUACAUGUUGUAAUAAACUGCAUAUGCAGCGUUUAGAAGAAGGUCGAUACAAGCUAGGUUCGCGUAUUUAUUACUUACGCAGAUUUCGUAAUCAUGUCAUGGUUCGAGUUGGUGGGGGUUGGCUAACAUUAGAUGAAUUCUUGCAUCGUCAUGAUCCGUGUAGACGAGGAAUUCACUCAUUUGAUAUGGAACCAGCAGUUGUAUCUAAUGAUAUCCCUCCUAUAAAGUCAUAUUUUAAUGUCCCUAAACCAAUUCGCCGACAUUCCGAAUUUGAAUCUCCACCUAUUCCACAGAUCGAUUCCAUGAGUAAUUUCAGCAGGCAAUGGUCUUGUGGUAGUAACAGUAGUAUGGAAAGCCCGAGAAGUGAUUCCAGUAUGAUUGAUACUGGAAUAGUUAGCGAGAUUUCUAGUGGAGGAAGCAUUUCUCAAGCAUCUUCUUCCUUAAACUCCAUUAAACAAAAACAAGAAAAACCAAAAACAACUGCUCGUCUUACCAUACCAAAGGCUCCAAAUCUUAGGACGGCUUCACGGUCUCGUGAUACGUCUAAGAAAAAUUCAGAUUCUGGGAAGAAAAUUUCAGAUAUUGCUACUUCUGUUAUACAUUCUCGUGCCUCUUCGGCAAAGCGGACAAAUGUUCCAGUAAAUAAUACCACAAAUUUUCGAACACCAUCACAGCUCCGUAAUCUUUCAUCAAAACGUGAAGACUCUGUAUCAAGAGUUUCAAAUAUCCGAAAAGUUUCGAAAUCGCGUGAAUCCUCCACUAAACGUGAAGAAUCCACACUGACAAAUUGUCGUGCGGAUUCUACAACUCGUCGGACCCUUUGGAAAAAUUAAUUUCUAAAUUUUUUUCUCUUUUUUUAAAAACUCAUUUGGUUGAUUUUAUUUAAUUAUUUAUUUUACCAGCAGUUAUAAAAUUCCAUUUAACUGCUUUUGUUUUGGUUAAGAUUUCUUUACAGAUUAUCUGUCAUACAUUGUGCAGAAUACAACUUUACAAACUAGGCCCACUUGUUGUUUUUGUCAUUAUUAUUGUUAUUAUUAUUUUACUAUGUUUUCUGGAAUCUUUGUACAUACGGAAUUUUUUAAAAUAUCGACUCAUAUUAUAUAAUCUUGUAAUACGUUUAAAGAAUAAUAUUUAUUAGUAUUGAAUUAAGA